Zymoseptoria tritici IPO323 is the source of this 1305-nucleotide messenger RNA. RefSeq lists its product as uncharacterized. The transcript has a single exon. NCBI's taxonomy places the organism in Eukaryota, Fungi, Ascomycota, Dothideomycetes, Mycosphaerellales, Mycosphaerellaceae. The record is from RefSeq and is a predicted model, not a curated record. The coding region runs from base 1 to 1305 and encodes 434 amino acids.
AUGCUCAAGCGAGAUGCACGUCAGACAAGACGGAGAGCAGCUCGUACAGCUUUCAUCCGCCUUCGCAUCCACUUUUCUCUCGCGCUGAAUGUACGACUGAUUCUCAUCUCCUCGCUCUCAUCGAACUCGGAGAAAAGAAUGCGGCUCAUCAACACCACGACGCUCGAACUCGCCGAGUUCGUGUCUUGGGAGAUACCGGCCUACGCCAUCCUGUCCCAUCGAUGGGCUGUAGCGACGGAGGAGCUGACCUUCAAAGACUAUCGGAAAGGCGUCAAGAGGGACACAUCUGGAUAUAGGAAGAUCGUUCGCUUCUGCCAGCUAGCCGCCUCGCAAGACUGGGACUGGGGAUGGGUCGAUACGAUCUGUAUCGAUAAGAGAUCCAGUGCAGAGCUUUCCGAGUCGAUCAAUUCCAUGCUCGGCUGGUACAGGGAGGCGGCUGUUUGCUACGCUUACCUAAGUGACGUUGACAAGGGAGGAAAUUGGGAGUCAAGUGACUGGUGGACCAGAGGCUGGACGCUCCAGGAGCUCAUCGGUCCGGAGGAUGUCCUCUUCUACGACGCCGCGUGGACACCCAUUGGGAGCAAGUAUGGCCUCGCCGCCAGGAUUGCGGCAUUGACACGCAUUCCCGACACGGUUCUGUAUUUUGCCGGUCACGGCUAUGGCGGAUACCUCGUGGCGCAGAAAUUGUCGUGGGCCGCCGGUCGGAGGACCACCAGAAUUGAAGAUCAAGCGUACUGUUUGCUUGGCUUGUUCGGAAUCCAUAUGCCCUUGCUCUACGGAGAGGGCGACAAGGCAUUCGAAAGGUUGCAGUUACAAAUUCUCAUGAAGUGUCCGGACGACUCCAUUCUCGCGUGGGAUCCAAAGACGGACGAGGAAGGGACACUUGAUGACCUGACCGCUGUCGCAGGCGUUGUGCUGGCAGAUUCCCCGGAUCGCUUCAAGAGAUGCGGCCAACACAUCUUGUCAUCACUCCAAUAUUCAAGGCCAGAGAUAGGCGCGAUCGCGCCACGAGUCACAAGUUGGGGCAUCGAAUACCGGGGAAUCGCCCAGCGACUCGAGCUCGAGGAACAAGAGAGCAUGAGCCUUGGUGAAGAGCUCAACCAGCUACUGAUUGAACGAGUUGAGCUAUGGGCAGUGCUGUUGACUGCAAUUGUCGGCGAAGGGCUCAUACACUUACCGUACGUUCUGAUUACAGCAGUGCGGCCCGCUUCCUACGCAUUAUCGUCGGCUGCAGUGCUAUCAAUCCUCCGACCUCACAAGGCUUUACGCUUGGCUCGUUCGACGCUUCAAAUUCGAAGAGGUUGA